AUGAACCAGGACGCGCACCUCGCGGAGGCACUAAAGCUGCGCAACGUGUUGGCGCAGUUCGUUGGAAACACCAGGCUCGUCGGCUUCCCCGAGCAGAUGAUCACUGACAGAAGCGGAUCUGUCGCGUCGUUUGCGGCGCUUUCCGAGCAGGUUUUCGGGACAAUCGUGCAGCGUUUCAUGGCCAAGCCGCUCAACGUGCGCUUCCACUACGGGCACCCCGACGUCUGGGACCUGACGUGGGUGCGCGGGAACGGCGGGGUGUCAAAGGCUUCUAAGCAGCUGCACCUGUCCGAGGAUAUCUUCGGCGGGAUGAACCUGAUGCUCCGCGGCGGGCGGGUCAAGUACCUUGGAUUCAAGAUGGUGGGCAAGGCGCGGGAGGUUUCCUUCGACGGAACCAACCAGUUCAACUUCAAGAUCUCGUCGGGGAACGGCAUGCAGCUCAUUAGCCGCGACUUCCACCGCCUCGCAAAGAACCUCGACCUGUUCCGGAUGCUCUCCUUCUUUCAGUCCAGCGCUGGAAUCUUCUUCACCGAGUGGAUGCUCUUUGCGUCACUUUUUGCGUUUGUCGUUUGCAAGCUCAUGAUCGCGAUGCUGCACGUGGAGACCUUCUUCAGCGCGGGCGACGCCUUCGACUCCGUCGGAUUCCACGACGAGCCCGGCACAGAGGUACUCUAUCCGUCGCAGUGGAUGAUCCAGGCGACGCUGGUGAUGGCCUGGCCGUCCAUGCUGGAGGGUUGGCUUGAUGGAGGGUUCGCAAAGAUGUUCACCAGAUUUUUUCAGCAUGCACUUGCUGGCGCUCACGUGUUCAACAUGUUCAUCGCCAAAACCAGGGGGUACGCCAUUGACCACACGGUGACCUCGGGUAAGGCGUUGUAUCAGGUGACGCGCCGCGGCAUGCGCAUGCGGCACUCUUUCGUCAGCCUGUACACGCGGUACGCAGUCAGCCACAUAACUCCCAGCGCGGAGAUGGCUGCUUAUGUCGUCAUGCUCACAGCUCUGUCCCGGUUCGGGCCCAUGUACGUUUUCGUGAUGACAACCUGGCACGUGUGGUUCGCGAUCACGUGCCUGAGCCUAGCGCCGUGGUUGUUCCACCCU
Micromonas commoda is the source of this 1095-nucleotide messenger RNA. Its product is annotated as glycosyltransferase family 48 protein. Gene Ontology annotation, molecular function: 1,3-beta-D-glucan synthase activity. NCBI's taxonomy places the organism in Eukaryota, Viridiplantae, Chlorophyta, Mamiellophyceae, Mamiellales, Mamiellaceae. Gene Ontology annotation, cellular component: 1,3-beta-D-glucan synthase complex; plasma membrane. The transcript has a single exon. The record is from RefSeq and is a predicted model, not a curated record. The annotation marks the transcript as partial. Gene Ontology annotation, biological process: (1->3)-beta-D-glucan biosynthetic process.